Messenger RNA from Larimichthys crocea (large yellow croaker), 3930 nucleotides. Its product is annotated as zeta-sarcoglycan. Gene Ontology annotation, cellular component: sarcolemma; sarcoglycan complex. Gene Ontology annotation, biological process: heart contraction; cardiac muscle tissue development. The record is from RefSeq and is a predicted model, not a curated record. NCBI's taxonomy places the organism in Eukaryota, Metazoa, Chordata, Actinopteri, Sciaenidae. Bases 579 to 1544 code for a protein of 321 amino acids. The transcript is spliced from 9 exons.
CUCUCUCUCUCUCCUCUUUCCCUUUUCUUUCAGGGAGAGAGCUGAUAUCUCUGGCGGUUUGCCGCAUGGAAGUCGCCCAGGCAAGGCAAAAUAUCAUCUGUCUGAUCCGGACUCCUUCUCUCCAGUUGCCGACCACAGCACGACCCACAACAUCACACUCACAUUUGCUGGGAUUCAACGGGAUAUAACGGCAUUUAUCCGCUGACCGACUGACAGGAGAGUCUUUCGGCUUCAUUCCUGCAGUGGGGGGAAUAUUUCUUAGUCAGAUGUAACAACCCCCCCAAAAAAGAAUAAGCACGGACAAACCGGGGAUCGGAGGUGGGGGGGACUUCCACGGCAUGGAGUCCUGAUUUUACCAAGCGACCCACCGGGAGGAAUGAAACUGAGAAAAUCCGUCGCCGUGGUGGAAUAUUAAUAACCUUCUCCUGACCAAAAACAGGGGAUGUUGCAGCUGAGUUUGGGACUCUAGAGAGCAUUCCAACUUUCUUUUGCUCUCCGGUUUUCAAUCUCUCCCCCCUCUUCUUCGCCUGUGGGACUUCUAUUUUCGUGACUGAUUUGCAGUACUUCACUUCUCUAUCAUGGACCGGUCGACGUCUUUGGAUAUAGAAGCGCUCAAGAUGACCCAGGAGCAGUACAUCCUUGCGGCACAGCCCAACCCGCUUCACCAGCGGGGGGCAUCGGUCUGCGGCGCCCAGGUUUACCCAGCAGUGGGAAUCUAUGGCUGGAGGAAGAGAUGCUUGUACUUCUUCAUCCUCCUCCUCCUCGUCACCAUGAUCGUCAACUUGGCGCUCACCAUCUGGAUCCUCAAAGUCAUGAACUUCACUCCGGAUGGAAUGGGGAAUCUGCGGGUGACCAAGGAAGGUGUCAGGUUGGAGGGAGUGUCUGAAUUCUUAUUGCCUUUAUACGUCAAAGAGAUCCAGUCUCGUAGGGACAGUCCACUGAUCCUCCAGUCUGACAGAAAUGUGACCGUCAAUGCUAGAAAUGAUCAGGGGCAGCUGACUGGUCAGCUAACCGUGGGUUCAGAAAUGGUAGAGGCUCAGUGUCAGAGGUUUGAGGUGAGGAGUACUGAUGGAGAGAGAGUUCUCUUCUCUGCAGAUGAAGAGGAAAUCAGCAUUGGCACUGAGAAACUCAGAGUCACAGGGAAUGAAGGCGUGGUGUUCAGCCAUUCUGUAGAGACAUCACAUGUGAGGGCAGAACCCUUCCAGGAUCUAAAGCUGGAGUCUCCAACUCGGACCCUGACUCUGGAGGCUCCUAGAGGGGUGGAGGUCAACGCUGGAGUGGGAGACUUCACGGCAUCCUGUAGGAAAGACCUUCUCUUGCAGUCCUCAGAAGGAGAGAUCUUUUUAGACGCCAAUACCAUCAAGCUGGGCAACAUUCCCCUCGGCAGUGCGGUGGACCCCCUGGAGGGAGCACCAGCAGGUACCACCUACACCAAACAGACUGUGUAUGAGCUUUGUGCCUGCGCUAACGGCAAGCUCUACCUGUCCCCGGCUGAGAAAGGCUCUACCUGCCAAACCACCAGUAACUUUUGUCUGUGGAGCUGAAAGUGGGAGAUUGACAGACAACCGGGACAUAUGGACUAUUAGAGUUUGAAGCUAAUGCUAGCCAACAGACUGAAUCAAAGUGGAUCAUAACUUGGUGGGAAGUUAAUGCCAGCUAACAGGCCGAAUCAACGUGGAUUGUAGCAUGGCGAGACUUUCGUGUCUGUGAACCAAUGGAAUUAUAUGGAUUACAGCUUGGCAGAAAGCUAAUACUUGCUAACAGACCAAAUCAACGUGGACUGUGGCUGGGUGUGACGCUGAUGCCAGCUAAAGGACUGACUCAACAUGGACUAGAGCUUGGCGAGAAGCUAUUGCCAGCUCACCAACCAAAUUAUUAUGGAUUGGCCAGUAGCUAAUGCUAAUCAAUGACGGAUGACUUGGCAGGAAGCAAAAGCCAACAAGGUUAGCUGGUUGGUAUGAUCCUAUGAUCGCUCACGAACAUGGAAGAACAGUCUCACUUUGAGGCUCUCGUUGGCUGUCUUUGCCAUUGUUGAAUUGCUGCCAUCAUGGUUUUUGAAAGUCACAAGGAUUAUGUUUGGGGGUUUCCUGAGAACAGCAAACUCUCUUACAAUGUGAGUCGUGUGUUAUGACCAAAAUGUCCUGAAAACAUGCUCCUGCUUUUGUUAGGAUAAACAGAUACGUGAUGGACUGCAAACUCACGGGCAGGGCCACGGGAAGGACUCUAUGUUAAACUAUCAGUUGGCUGACAGACAUCAGUGUGGACCUUGGUUUAGCCCUGCGGGUAACUAACAAAUAAAUCAGACAGUGGUUUAGUCUAGUUGGAAGCUAAGGCUAGCUAACGGACCAAUCUAUACCAGAAAGGCCUUCCCCCUCCUCCCCCUCCAGUCUUUCAACCCAAACAUUGACAUGUGACCCUUGUGCAUAAAUCUGCACCUGAUAGUGAACAUAUUCUCUGACCACACUUUUCACGGGAAAACUAAUGCAAAUAAUCGUGCUUCAACCUUGCAUUCACCAACUUUCCUCCAAUAUAAUUUUGUAUUUUUCACAUCUACUUUUAUUUUCUUUGAGUUUUACUUGUUAUCUCUUGAUAUACUGAUCCUUUCCCCUUCAACAUCUCUGUAAUUCUUUAUCUUCUCAUUUUGCUGCUGUUCUUCUUUAUCUUUUCUCUAUGCUCCAGUUUUUGGUCUGUCUAUGCAUCUAUUUGCACUGAACUGGUAAAGAAAAUGUUAUUCUGCCUAUCCACUCUCUUCCACUGGUCUGGUUAAAAAAAAAAUACAGAAAAUAUUGUUUUAUCUGCUUUCUUCCACUGGACUGGUUUAAAAAACAUUUUUUUACUGACUAUCACAGCUGUACCAGAUGCAAUGUUUCUCCCCCUCACACUCUAAUCUCACAUCUUUUUGGUUUCCAUCUCUCGGGAGUCAUUCUAUCUGGGCUUUUUUGUCAGAGACAGAAAGCAAAUGGAAGAGAAAGAAGAGGAAAGUGAGUUAAGUCUUACAUUACAUUAAGGCUCAUGUGGGUGCUAUAGCAGACCAACCAUUUUAUGGUAUAGGGCCAAAACUCCAGUCAUGCAGAGGCAGCAGUCGGGCAACACCCAGACCAAUUUUGGUCUUGUUAUGGGUUAUUAUACAUCUUCAUCCCGUGUUCCUUGUCUAUCAGACUUUUCUUUUCAAUCUUUUUUUGUGACCUUUCUGUUCUUCUUGCCAAGCACUUGGUCUUCUCAGUCAUGUCUCUUUUCUGUCAUUGAGAGAUGUUUUUGCUCUCUCUCUCCUUUUUUUUCCUCCUUUACUGUAGUAUUUUUACCUCUCAUUACUCCUUGUUCAGCCUCCCCAGCCACUUGAAUUUCUAAAUGUUUCUUAUCUUGUCUUAUAACCACCAUUCAUCAAAUGGCAUACCUUCAUGUUGUUACCACAUUUUAUUUGUUAGUUCUUUACUCUUUUAUCCCCUUUGGCCAUCCCAAACUCAAAUAUCAGGAAAAAAUGUCAUUUUCCCUCACACUAUGCCCCGAUUCAAAAGUUGUACUUAAACAAGAAAGGUGAAGAAGGUCCAAACUAUUAUUUUGGGGGUUAUUUUUUAUAUAUUCAAUCAGUCUCAGAUGGAGGGGAUCAGUGUGAAUGGCCUCAAGCUGGCUAACCAAGCGCCCAACCUCUGCGAUGGCUGGAAAGCAUUGAAAUUCAGUAAAUGUGUGUGGCAGAAAUCCCCCUGGAGGAAAUGAUGGAUGGAUUUUGGUUGUAUGUGUAUGGACUCAACUGGAUUAAGGCCCUGAGGCGUACUUUCUUUUUUAAAACAAAGUGAUACACAGGUGCCUUUGCUGCUGUUGGUAAAAGCACAUCACAGUCUGAACGUUCACACUACCCUCAGUGGACCAUCUGCAAGUGUCUCUGGAAAAAUCUAUGUAUUUAUCAAUCUACCUAUCUAUCUAUUUAGUUUU